Ruditapes philippinarum (Manila clam) is the source of this 1470-nucleotide messenger RNA. Its product is annotated as short-chain collagen C4-like. The transcript has 2 exons. The record is from RefSeq and is a predicted model, not a curated record. The coding region runs from base 135 to 902 and encodes 255 amino acids. NCBI's taxonomy places the organism in Eukaryota, Metazoa, Mollusca, Bivalvia, Venerida, Veneridae.
UAGUAUAUUAGUUACAUCUAAAGGUCGAGCACCUUAAGACAGCCAAGGUAUUAAAUAUUCACCGACAUCUGCUGGGCGAGUCAUUUUGAAAUAUCUAUCAAGGCUUACAGAUUACCGUAAAUAAUUCAAAAAUAAUGUUUUUUACAACAGUUAUCAUCUUGUGUGGACUCUAUCUCUGUGCAUUUGCGCAUGAUAACAAAACUGAAGAUCAGAGUCUCUCCGUAGACGAGACAAUAAAUAAACUAUUAGACCAUGCUACGUAUGAUCUUCAAGACGCAGGAAUUGCAAUGUUACUAAAAGAACUUAAAGAUGCCAGAUCGCACGAAAGAAAUAAUAGGCGCGUGAAUUCUUCUCGUUACAUUACAAGCAUCUACACACGUUGGGGACGUAGGGCAUGUCCUGCUGGGGCAUCCUUAGUUUAUGAAGGAUUUGCAGCUGGGGGAGAAUACCGGGACACUGGGGCAGCUGCAAAUUAUUUAUGUCUUCCACAAAGUCCAGACUGGGAUAACAAAAGUAAUAACCCGGGCGGUGUAGGCCUGAUAUAUGGAGCAGAAUAUGAAAGUCAUAAAAGCAUUUUUCAACAUCUAGCCGAGCAUGAUGUUCCCUGCGCUGUUUGUCAAGUCCCAAGAAGCAGUGUUGUGAUGGUACCCGGGAAGAAUACCUGUUUCAAAAACUUUGUUAAAGAAUACAGCGGUUAUCUUAUGGCUGGACAGCCUACCCAAAAUGCAGCCUCCGAGUACGUUUGUGUUGAUGGUGAACCUGAACCAGCUAGCAAAUCCCUUACUACCGAUCUCAACGGGAAACUGUUUUACUUUGUUCGAGCUAAGUGUGGUGCGCUUAAAUGCCCUCCAUAUAAAGAGGGUGACGACCUUACAUGUGUCGUAUGUUCCUAUUCACCCUAGUAAUAAUUAAUUAUGACAGUUAUAACAGUUAUGUAUGAUUGAUGUAACGAUUAUCGACAUGGACAAUCUUCUGUUGUUUCCGUCAUCGUUUCCAUUGUGACUAAUGAAUAAACAAAGCUGCACGGGAUUUUGUUUACAUUUCAGGUGUUUUAAGACGAACCUGCAAAUUAGCAAUAGCAUUUGCAUUUUGAUAUUAAACAUAUACAUACUUACUUUGUCACAUGUAUAAUUGUCUAUUGAAUAUAAACGUUCGUCUCAGUGAAUGUAUUAAGUAAUUUUAAAACAUUAGUAUCUUAUACGCAAACGAUAUUACCAUCCGAUUACCUGGUUAAAAAAUGAAAUUAUUUUUGGUUAAUAAUGUUUAUUUUUUAACCUAAUGUUUAUUACUAAUGUUUAGUUAAAUCUAUUUUUAUACAGUAAAACAUAAUAUUCUUAUCAUUUAAAAAGCAAGCUUUUAUUCAACAUGGAUUGUUAUGGAUUAGGAAUAAAAUUUGCAUUUUGGUAUAAAACGUAUACAUACUAACCUGGUCACAUGUAUAAAUGUCUACUUUUUAAUGUAACUAAAUUA